UGCCCUCUCCUGGCUGCUGAGGCAGACAAGCUCUUUGGCAUUGAUUAUCUCUCUGCUAACUUAAUUCCAGCCUGGGCAGGCAGUUGUCGCAAUUCCAGUUAAAAAGUACUUCUGGUGGCAGUGAGUAGUCAUGAGUUUGUCUCACCUAAGCAGAGCUGAGAGCCACUUUCAAGUAACGGAGGUGCAUGAACUGGAGACAGUGGGGAAGAAAGCUUGGGACAAUCCUGUUUACAAUGGCUCUCCUUCUACCUCCUUGAAAAUUCAAACCAUCUACAACCCCAAGUCUGUCCUGGAGAAUCCCUAUGAGAAUUUUGAAGAGAUUGGGGAUCCACUGCCCUACCAGGAAGAACAGAGCAAAGCUGUGAAUGGGAAGACAAGUCCUUUCCUCAAGUGCUGCUUCUAUAUCUUCAGAGGCAUCCGAGGUCUGUGGGGCACUACACUGACUGAGAACACAGCUGAAAACAGGGAGCUUUACGUGAAGACCACCCUGCGAGAGCUGCUGGUCUAUGUUAUGUUCCUGGUGGAUAUCUGUCUAUUGACAUAUGGAAUGACAAGUUCCAAUGCUUAUUACUACACCAAAGUGAUGUCUGAGCUGUUCCUGCAGACCUCUACAGAUGGCCGUGUCUCCUUCCAGUCCAUCGGCAGCAUGGCUGACUUCUGGGUGUAUGCACAAGGUCCCCUGCUGGAUAAUCUUUACUGGACAAAGUGGUACAACAACGAGUCCCUGGCAGCGCACAGCACCCAGUCAUACAUCUAUUACGAGAACCUGCUGCUGGGUGUCCCACGCAUGAGACAGCUGAAGGUGAAGAACAACUCUUGUGUGGUCCAUGAUGACUUCAAGGAGGAAAUCUUGGGCUGCUAUGAUGUAUACUCUGAAGACAAGGAGGAAAGGGUCUCCUUUGGGCUCAUCAAUGGAACGGCGUGGAGGUACCAUUCUGAGGAGGAGCUGGGUGGUUCAUCUCACUGGGGAAGACUAACCAGUUACAGUGGGGGAGGAUACUACAUAGACCUCAAGAUGACCAGAGAAGAGAGCGCUGAAGCCCUGCAAGUCUUGAAAGAGAAACUGUGGCUGGAUCGGGGAACACGAGUUGUCUUUAUUGAUUUCUCUGUGUAUAAUGCAAAUAUCAAUCUGUUCUGUGUUCUGAGGUUAGUGGUUGAGUUUCCAGCCACUGGUGGUGCCAUUCCCUCCUGGCAAAUCCGGACAGUGAAGCUCAUACGAUAUGUCAGCGCGUGGGACUUCUUCAUUGUUGCCUGUGAAAUUGUAUUCUGUGUCUUCAUCUUCUACUAUGUGGUGGAAGAGGCUUUGGAGCUCCGUAUCCACAAGCUUCAGUACUUCACCAGCAUCUGGAACAUUCUGGAUGUGGUUGUCAUUCUGCUCUCCAUUGUUGCCAUUGGGUUUCACAUCUUUCGCACCACUGAGGUGAACAGGCUGCUGGGAGAGUUGCUGAAACACCCCGACACCUAUGCAGACUUUGAAUUCCUGGCCUUCUGGCAGACACAGUACAACAAUAUGAAUGCAGUCAACUUAUUUUUUGCCUGGAUCAAGAUAUUCAAGUACAUUAGCUUUAACAAAACAAUGACCCAGCUCUCCUCCACGCUGGCACGUUGUGCCAAGGACAUCCUGGGCUUUGCCAUUAUGUUCUUCAUUGUCUUCUUUGCCUAUGCCCAGCUGGGUUACCUUCUAUUUGGGACACAAGUGGAAAACUUCAGUACCUUUGUUAAAUGCAUUUUCACCCAGUUUCGGAUCAUUCUUGGUGAUUUUGACUACAAUUCCAUUGACAAUGCCAACAGGGUCCUUGGGCCUAUUUACUUUGUCACCUAUGUGUUCUUUGUUUUCUUUGUACUUCUGAACAUGUUUCUGGCCAUCAUCAAUGACACCUACUCAGAAGUCAAGGAGGAGCUUUCGAGCCAGAAGGAUGAGCUGCAGCUCUCUGACAUCUUGAAGCAGAGCUACAACCGGACACUCACGAGGCUGAAGCUGAAGAAGGAGCGGAUCUCUGAUGUGCAGAAAGCCCUGCAGAAUGGAACAAAACAACUAGACUUCGAAGACUUCAAGAACAGCUUGAAGGAACUGGGCCAUGCAGACCAUGAGAUCACAGCAGCUUUCUCCAGAUUUGACAAAGAUGGCAACCAUAUCCUUGAUGAAGAGGAGCAACAGCAGAUGAAACAUGACCUAGAGGCGAAAAGGGUUGCUCUGAAUACAGAAAUUGAAAAUUUGGGGAAAUCCUAUGGUGACAACAACAUGGAUGAGAAUCUAACCUACAUGGAAGCAAGGAAUAACCACACCAAUAAGGCCACCUGGGUCUCCAAAGAAGAGUUCCAAGUCCUCCUGCAUCGUGUGCUGCAGCUGGAACAUUCCAUAAACAGCAUUGGCUCCAAGAUUGAUGCAGUGGUGAACAAGCUCAAUUUGCCAGAAAGAAAAGAGCUGAAGAGGAAGGAUCUGUUGGGCAAACACCUGGGUGAUGUUAGCAAGGAGGAAGAAGCCGGUCAGAAAGAGCUGCACCCCCAGAGCCUAGACCAGCUGGGGAAAGAAGAAGCAGAAAGUUGGACAGAACAUGUACAGAGAAACAACCUGAGUGGCAACUCUUCCCAAAAUGGGGUCUAUCAUAUCUUGCCUAAGUCGAGUGUGCUGGGGUCUCAGGUGCCCAAGAACCUCUAGCCAGUCUGAUGUGCAUUUCUAUAGCAGUGCUCAACAGCCCAGUGCUCCCAGUCUGGCUGCCAUAGUACCAAGUCACUGUCAGUUGUUCCCUCACUGUUAGGACAAUCCAGACAGCUGGACACAGACAGCACUGUUGUCAGGAGCCCUUAAUGUGAAAAAUCAGGGAUGCUCUUCUCCAGUGUAAUGAUGUAUCAUGUCACAGAGCUAGAACUUCUGUCCCACUUCACCUUCUCCCCUGUACCCAUAUCUCAGGCAGAGGUAAAAUUUGGCACUAGGUGAUGUAUUAGAUUUCUGCCUCUGAACAGGCUGGCACAGCAUCAUGUAUCUAGCCUUCCCCAAAAAGUAGGGACCCCUGAACUCUGAACAUUUGUGUAUAUAUACUAGUAUAUAUAUAUAUAUAAUAACUAGUUACUAGUAUAUAUAUAUACUAGUAACUAUAAUUACUAGUAGCUAUAAUUACUAAUCUAGAAUAAUUACUAGUGUAAAAUGGGAAGAAGAAAUCUAGUUGUUUCUGCCUGGUUACAGCCAGUUUUGUUCUGUUGUAGUUUGUCUCCAGAUUACCUUGGUAACCCUCUCUGUACCUUAGAUUCAGGUGUUUAGGAAAGAGGUUACUAGUGCUUAACUCUGGAUAACUACAAUAAGAGUUGGCACCAGUGUAAUUGGGAGAAAGUCUGAAAUAUUCUAAAAUGAGAAGCAGUUGGUAAAGUCCUAGGUCUGAGUGUUAGGGAACAAACUUCUGGUUAUAUGAUUUCUAACAUAGCUGUUGACACUAAGAAACCUUUGUCAUUCAUUUUCACACUUCUUAAAUUGCAUCUCAAGAUUCUUGCACCUUGCAAACUAGCACCCCAUUUAUGAAGUUUGAUGCUUCUUGUUUUUGUCAAGGAAACAAAUUUGCAGUUAUGGGUGCUGACACCAUCUACGUUGAAGAAUAUUGUGAAAAUGAGAUGUGUCAGUUUUUUUGACCACAUGCAAGAUAACUUCUUUUCUAAGCAUUUUUCUGUUUGCUGAGGCUUGUCUUUCCUUGCAAUUGGUGCAGACUAUUGCUGCUAUUACAGGGACAUUGUAAAUAUAUUUCAAAUACCUUAAUCACUGAUAUUCUGCAAUAGUUAACCUAGUUAACCUCAAAUAGGCUCUGUAGGCUUAAAGCCAAUAGAAAUGUGAGCUGUACCAGACCACUGCUAACAGCUCUCAUUAGUGCUACACUGUUUAGUGUGCUGUGCAGUGAUAGGUUUAGUGGGGGACUUGUGCAGGGGCAUCUUGUAUUGCUGCCUUUUUUAAGAUGAAUGUGUCACUGCAUUCUGGGGAAAGCCUCUUUGGCAAUGUCUGAAGGACCUCAGGAUGAGCCCUGUCCUCAGAUGGCCCAGGUGUCAGGGCUGCCACAGCCACAAGAUAGUCUUGAUAAAUUGAAGCAGUGUCAUUCAACUACAAGGGCCCAGCAGGAACUGGGAGAAGCAGCUUGUCCAGCUCACAGGGAGCUUGGAUUUCAGACAGGAGCUGUGGAGGCAGGAACUACAGGAUCUCAUGACUCACUUCCCAUCAUCAGCUGGUCCUGCUGUUGGGGACAAGACUUACCUGUGAGAUAUUGCCAUGGUGCUUGACCCUCAGUUCCACUGAAUUCAGAAUUGAGCAAGAUGUCUUACCUUCAGCUUUUCUGGCUGAAAAAAGAACAAUGGUGUUCCUUACUUCCUCCUCCUCUCUGCAUUGAAGCUGUUAUCUUAAUCAGAAGAAAACAGCCUGUCAGGAGAACUUCCUGAAAUAGGCUAUUUUCCCCCUCCAAAUUCUAAUUAAACAGAAAAUUCAUAUGCUAAAUUGUAAUUGAACAGAGGAACAUUUCUACUCUAUAAUAGGCUUAAAUAGUGCACACAGCCCUUUGUAGUCAAUUCAUCAGGUCUUCUGUACGUUGAAAGGCAUAGAAGAAGUUUCUUACAAAUUAAUUUGUAAGAUCUUGUUUUAGAUCCUGGCUCAAGAGCAGACUAUGAGUACCAAGGCAUAAUUGCAAAGUAAGAAAAAAAUUGCUGUUUGAGUUCUCUGAGGGUCUGCCUUAUCCAUGAACUUAAAUUACUGGAUGAGAUUCUGAGUCUGUAUUACUGCACAGAUAUUAAAUGCUUGGGAUGCUGAUCUUUUAGGAACUAAGUCUGGUACUUUAGGAGAAAUCCAAGCAGCAGUUGUCUGCUUCAGGUGGUUGAACCUGUGCUAGUAGCCAGUGUAAGAUAUGUUGCUGGCUGAGGCUGAGCUCCUUAACCUAGAAAUAACUACUGUGAGGAUAAGAUGACCCUGAACUCAGGUUUUGCCAAGAAAAUGAAGGUAAAACCUAAUAUCUGUAAGGCUUGGCUUUACAAGGCCUCAGAUUUCUCACAAGGGAUAGUGUUGUUUAGCUGCUCUGUUCAACAGAGAAGGUGACUCAGAACCUCCCUUUCUGCAUUGCCCAGUGUUUAUUUUCUGUUCCCCUUCUGAGCUGUGCCAAACCCCAAGAGCAGCCCCACAGAUAACCUCCCACUGAGGCAGGGAUGCUGCAGCCACAGCAGCACAGCCUAAGAGCCAUGCCUGUCACUACACACCAGAAGAUAACCACACCCCUGCUCCUUUCUGCACAGGGACUCCCAUAACUAUCAGUAAAGGCAGGUGAAGUGCAGAGGUGUGAGAGCUGAACUCAGAUCCAUGGGACAGUGACCAACAGCACCGGCAACCAGCUCCCAGGCACUGAGUCAGCUCUUUAUGGCAGCAGGAGGAACAAAAAUGGUAAUGUUCACGUGCAGUGUUUGUUCAUGUCUGAAACUUGGGAAGGCAGUUUUCCUCUGCAACUGGAGAGCAUAGGAGUCUCCAGAGGACCACUGCAGCUGGGAGAGAUGCCUGCGUCUCAUUCUACCUGUCUCUGGUAAAUGUGGGAGACUAUAGCUCAGCUUGCCAGGGCUCUCCCUUUCUCUGGCAAGAACAGCCUGGCAGCUUCCUCUCCACUGGACUUGGGGGACAGCAGUCAGUCUGCAAUGUUGAGGAGCCCUAAACCAGCUCUGGCUGUGAUCAGACAAGAACUGCAGGCUAUAGUGGUCUCCCAGGUCAGCUCUAAUCCCCUUCCUGGCAGAAAGACCAGUUGCCCCUGUACUGUGAUUUUAGUAGUGCUAGUGCUUCUCAGUGUAAAACAACUUCUGUUACUGGCAUGUGCCCAUGCCUGCAUUAUUCUUGUAUUUCUUGUACAUCUUCAUGCCACUGUGCCUUGUCUGUUCUUCGUUUAUGCUGUCAUGUGUAUGAUGUGUCCUAGAGCAGGCAUGGAAAUUACUUGUUCCCAGUAUUUGCUUUUGUGCAGGUGUCAAUUGUGUUUUCAAGCUGGUUGAGAAAUAACAUCAAUAUGCCAAAUGGUAAAUUCAUACAGCUUUUCUUUUCAAAUACGUGUUGUCAGGCCUCCCAUCAGGAGCUAAUAUUACUUAGAUAAUACGUAUCUGAUGG
This is a messenger RNA of Pseudopodoces humilis (Tibetan ground-tit), 6100 nucleotides long. RefSeq names its product polycystin 2 like 1, transient receptor potential cation channel (gene PKD2L1). Gene Ontology annotation, cellular component: membrane. The record is from RefSeq and is a predicted model, not a curated record. Gene Ontology annotation, molecular function: sodium channel activity; calcium ion binding; calcium channel activity. Gene Ontology annotation, biological process: detection of mechanical stimulus; potassium ion transmembrane transport. NCBI's taxonomy places the organism in Eukaryota, Metazoa, Chordata, Aves, Passeriformes, Paridae.